AUGGCGAUCCGCCGUUCCGCGCGCAUUCGUCGUGCUCAGGACACCCCGGAGGUUGAAGACAUGACCCCUCAGCCAGUCCCAGCUUCCAGACUUCACUCUGUUGCCGAAGGCGAGGAGACUGACAACUUCGAACUCCCACACAUCCAAACCCCCCUUGCGAAAACUUCUUCUCAAAAAACUCCUCGUGCGUCUGCUCAACAAAAGCGCGCUAGUAUGAGGACCCCCACUAGUGUGACUGCGGCUCGUCCGUCCCGCGAAGAAAUGCAUCCUAGCAAGGCGCAACAGAGCACAACCAAGCACGCAGACUCAGGCCUGCUCCUCGGGUUCAAUCCCAUUAAGAAAGAUGCCAAUGGUAAUGUAGUCAAGCACAGCAUCAGUGACAAUACCCCGACCAAAUCGAAGGCGUCUCCCGCGACCGACCAGUUCGGAACCCCAGGAUUCGAGUACAAGUUUCACUCCCAGGAGACGGAACUCAGUGACGAGGCCAAACUGCUGAUGGAAAGCCUCCGUGCUGAUGCAGCUCGAAUCAAGGCGCAAAUGGCCCAGGAUAACUCGGAGCAAGAACGUGAAGAUCACGAGGCCGAACAAGUUCAUGGAGACCGGAAGAUCGCCAUGCCAAAGGGCAAGGCCAACCGCUUCAGCGACAUCCACAUGGCCGAAUUCAGAAAGAUGGACUCCAUUGCUGGGCAUCCUUCAUCUUUCCGUGCUACUCCCGGUCGCUUCCAGCCUGUUACCAAGUCCCUGAAGCGGUCCAAGUCCAAGGCGCAGCUUGACGAACCAGAGAGCCAGAAUUCGUCCCCUUCUCGCUCUGCCAUUAAGAUCUCAAACCUGACCACUCCCACGGCUGCUACAACAGCUAAGCGUGCCAAGCACAACCAAAGCGAAGAUACAUCCACUCGUCAUGAAUCACAGAAGGAUCAAACACAGAAGGUCGAAACCCCUCGCCGACCUGCAGGUCCUCGCCCUCGCCCUCGCACAAACGUUCGCAGUUCCCUCAUGACUCCCACACAUGCUUCGCUUGCUCGUACUACCUCUACCAGCAUCAAGGCGCCGAGGACCUCGAUGAUUCCAUCCUUGAAACUCUCUCCGGCCGCCAAAACAAUGGCCUCACCUCGAACUCCUCGCACUGAUUUCAACCCACGCCUCAAGAGCAAAUUGCCCACCCUUGGUAGCCUUAGGUCUAUUCUUCGUCGGCGCCAACCACUCUUCUCCCGCGACCCUGCCAAAAUUGCGUCUGGUACCCACGUUGCGGCGCCCGAUUUCAAUCCCAAGUCGCUCUUUGGAGGAGCUGGUGAUAUGAGCGACUCUGCUCCAACCCCUUCACCAAAGAAGCAUGUUGAAUUUACUCCGAGUGUCAAGUCUCGUCACGAACUUGCUGUCGCCUCACCCUCUCCUUCCAAGGCCUCUUCCGCUCAGCGUCGUUCCAUGGCCGGAGAUGUGGUCUAUCCCACUCUCCCGGCUCUGACUCCGGAGAAGAACUCGGCUGCCUUGACGUCCACUACUCCUACUUCUGAUUUCAAGUCCAUUCGUCAUGUUCGUAAAUCGGAUGCCGGUGAACAACCCGCUCCAUAUCAGGAGCUUCCCGUGGUGACUCAUGGCAUUGCUCAUGGCAUUGUCAAUAAAAAGAGGCACCGCAAUGAAGUUAACGACGAGGAUGCUCCCAGCACUACAAAUUGUGAGAAUGCGCCGCCUAUUGUUGUGCAGUCUGAAGAGCGCAGCACCAAGAGGUUCAAGUCCAACCCGCCUACUCCAAGCCCGGUGAAGAAACGCCUUAUCAAGACUCCUGUGCGUCCUUCUGGCCAAAUUGGCACUCCCGCCAGCAAGCAAAAGAGUCGUGGUGUUCUCAGCAUGAGCCGCCUCAACAUGCUUUCGAAGCCGAAGGGACAGGCCUAA
Messenger RNA from Penicillium samsonianum, 1893 nucleotides. RefSeq lists its product as uncharacterized. The transcript is spliced from 2 exons. The record is from RefSeq and is a predicted model, not a curated record. Bases 1 to 1893 code for a protein of 630 amino acids. Lineage: Eukaryota; Fungi; Ascomycota; Eurotiomycetes; Eurotiales; Aspergillaceae.